AGGUGACGUCACGUCUAUUCCAAUAUGGCUUCAAAGCCAACAGAACUUCGGAAAGUGGUUGAAACGACACUGAACACGUCAGCUCCAGUGUCUGCUGAAGGUGUCAGAUUGAAGGGUUACCCAAUUCAAGUUGUCACAUUUGACGAAGACCAUGCCUUUAAUCUAGAUUUAGAAGCACUAGAGAAGGUGCUGCUGCAGAACAAGAUUAAGGAUAAACAGGUUGUGGUGGUCUCAGUGGCUGGAGCUUUCAGGAAAGGAAAGUCUUUUCUUUUGGACUUCUUUCUGAGAUAUCUAAAUGCAACACCUGAUGCACAGGCAAGUGAUGAAUGGCUGGGAGAUGACAACUCUCCAUUGGAAGGUUUCAGUUGGAGAGGAGGCUCAGAAAGGGAUACCACUGGGAUUCUUUUGUGGAGUGAAGCUUUUGUGUCAAGGCUCCCAAAUGGACAAAAGGUGGCUGUACUUCUGAUGGACACUCAAGGAGCAUUUGAUAGUCAGUCCACAGUGAAAGACUGUGCUACAGUAUUUGCACUGAGUACUAUGCUCAGUUCUGUUCAGGUAUUUAACAUAUCUUCAAACAUACAAGAAGAUGAUUUGCAACAUCUGCAGCUUUUUACAGAAUAUGGAAGACUAGCAUUAGCAGAUACAUCAGCAAAGCCAUUUCAGUCUUUAGAGUUUUUAGUCAGAGAUUGGAGUUUCCCAUAUGAACAUGAUUUUGGAGAAAAGGGUGGAAAUGGAUUGCUAGAAAAACGUUUAGAGUUGAAAGCUAGACAACACGAAGAAUUACAGUCUCUUCGCAAGCAUAUCAGGUCCUGUUUUGAAAAGAUUGGCUGUUUCUUGCUGCCGCACCCAGGACUAAAAGUUGCCACCAACCCUCAUUUUGACGGCAGAUUGGCAGAUAUUGAAGAGGAAUUCAAAAAACAGCUUAAAAUGUUAGUGCCAUUAAUCCUUGCUCCAGGAAAUUUGAUCACAAAAGAAAUAAAUGGGGCUAAAGUCACAUCUAGAGAACUGGUAGAGUACUUCAAAGCAUAUAUCAUUGUAUUCAAAGGAGACGAACUCCCAGAACCCAAGUCUAUGCUGCAGGCUACUGCGGAAGCAAAUAAUUUAGCUGCUGUUGCAAAUGCAAAAGCAUUAUAUGUAAAGGAAAUGGAAAAGAUUUGUGGUGGAGAUAGACCAUAUCUCAGCUCGGAACAGUUAGACAGAGAUCAUGACAGUAUCAAACAGCAAGCAGUGGAACUCUUCUGCAGUGCUAAGAAAAUGGGAGGAGAUUCAUUCAGCAGUGCCUAUCAGGAGAAACUGGAGGAAGAAAUCCUUGAGGCCUAUGAGAACUUUGUCAAAGCUAAUGAGUCCAAGAAUAUUUUCAAGCAUGCACGCACCCCUGCCACCUUUGGGGUGGUGCUUGUUGCGGCCUACUUCUUGUCUGGACUUUUUGGCUUUUUGUACAUGGACACCAUAGCUAAUCUGUUUACUGGUAUUGUAUAUUUGAUUAUACUUGUGGUCACAUUUUGGGCCUACGUCAGGUACAGUGGUAACUAUCGUGACAUAGGACAACACAUAGAUUCUGCAGCAGAAGGAAUAUGGGAACAGGUGCUUUCCCCAGCAUAUGCACACUUCAUGGCUCAAAGUUUAAAGCAUGCAACCAACACCAAGUUGAAAUCAAACUAAGGAAUGGCAGGAAAUCAGCAAUGAAAUUAUAUUGAAAUUGAAGCUAAUCACUUCCCUGUUCAAAUUGGAAUAAACAGUAGUGAUUGUUGUACAUGGCAGCAGAGAACCAUACUGAUAGAAGAACCAGCUAUUUGCUAUGCACUACAUUUUGACUCUGAAUUUGUUCCCAGAUCUUAUGCUUUCAUGGGCUGCCCACAGUGUUGUUUCUUUUUUGUUGAUAUUUUGCUGGGAUGUAUUCUCAACAUUU
This is a messenger RNA of Lingula anatina, 1909 nucleotides long. RefSeq names its product atlastin-2. NCBI's taxonomy places the organism in Eukaryota, Metazoa, Brachiopoda, Lingulata, Lingulida, Lingulidae. Gene Ontology annotation, molecular function: GTPase activity; GTP binding. The record is from RefSeq and is a predicted model, not a curated record.